Molecule: messenger RNA, 1730 nt
Organism: Aphidius gifuensis
Lineage: Eukaryota; Metazoa; Arthropoda; Insecta; Hymenoptera; Braconidae
Gene: Uba3
Product: NEDD8-activating enzyme E1 catalytic subunit
Exons: 2
Coding region: 160-1485 (441 amino acids)
Biological process (GO): protein neddylation
Cellular component (GO): nucleus; cytoplasm
Molecular function (GO): NEDD8 activating enzyme activity
Source: RefSeq, a predicted model, not a curated record
UGUAUGUGUGUGUAUAUAUUUGAUGUAUGUCAACUGUUUAUGUAUUGGUUAAAUUAAUCAAGCACUGAUCAGCAUCAAAAUAUCUGAUGAAAUUUGUGUUAUUUUGUGCAAUUAUACAACAAAUUUAUUAUAAAUAAUUAUUAAAAAUUGAUUUAAAAAAUGAGUUCUGAUUAUACACAUCAUAGAUGGAGUCAUCUUAAAAAAAUACUUGAAAGAUCAGGUCCUUUUUGUCGUCCUGAUUUUGAACCAUCAUCAAAUACAUUACCAUUUUUAAUGGAAAAAUGUAAAAUUUUGGUUAUUGGAGCUGGUGGUUUAGGCUGUGAGCUAUUAAAAAAUCUUGGUUUAAUGGGUUUUCAUCAAAUUCAUGUUAUUGAUAUGGAUACUAUUGAAUUGUCAAAUUUAAAUAGACAAUUUUUAUUUCGACAUGCUGAUCUUGGUUCAUCAAAAGCUGAAGUUGCUGCAAAAUUUAUAAAUAAUAGAAUACCAGGAUGUAAUGUUGUUGCACAUUUUUGUAUGAUACAAGAUAAAGAUGAAUCAUUUUAUCGUCAAUUUCAUAUAAUUGUUUGUGGUCUUGAUUCAAUUGUAGCUAGAAGAUGGAUAAAUGGAAUGUUAUUAUCAUUAUUAGUAUAUGAAGAUGGUGAACUUGAUCAAGAAUCAAUAAUACCAAUGGUUGAUGGUGGUACUGAAGGUUUUAAAGGUAAUUCACGUGUUAUAUUACCAGGUUUAACAGCAUGUAUUGAAUGUACACUUGAUUUAUAUCCACCACAAGUAACAUAUCCACUUUGUACAAUUGCAAAUACACCACGUUUACCAGAACAUUGUAUUGAAUAUGUUAAAGUUAUACAAUGGCCAAAAGAAAAUCCAUUUGAUUGUAUUAUUGAUGGUGAUGAUCCACUUCAUAUUAAUUGGAUAUAUGAAAAAUCAAUUGAAAGAUCAAUACAAUUUGGUAUUAGAGGUUUAACAUAUAGACUUGUACAAGGUGUUGUUAAAAAUAUUAUACCAGCAGUUGCAUCAACAAAUGCAACAAUUGCUGCAACUUGUGCAACUGAAGUAUUUAAAUUAGCAACAAGUUGUUGUGCAUCACUUAAUAAUUAUAUGGUAUUAAAUAAUUUAGAUGGUAUUUAUACAUAUACAUAUGAAGCUGAAAAAAAAAGUGAUUGUCUUGCAUGUAGUGAAAUACCACGUGAAAUUGAAUUAAUUGAUGGUAAUAUUAAAUUAAAAGAAUUUAUUGAUUUAUUAUGUCAAAGACAUGAUUUACAAAUGAAAAAUCCAGGACUUACUGUUGCUAAUGUUGAUGGAAAAAAUAAAACACUAUACAUGCAAACAGUACCAAGUAUUGAAGAAAAAACACGUGUUAAUUUGGGUAAAUCAUUGACAGAGCUAGGAUUAACUGAUGGAAUGGAAAUUAAUGUUGCUGAUAUUACUACACCAAACACUAUAACAUUGAAGCUUAAAUUUAAAAAUACAGAUAUUGAAAUGGCUUGACAAAUAAUAUAAUGAUAAAUUAAAUAAAUACUCUAUAUUAAUGCUUUUUUUUUUUUUUUAUUAAAUAAUUUGAUAUUUUUUUUUUCAUAAUGUUCUUCAAUGUUUUAAUUACAAAUUGAAAAAAAAAAAGCUCAAAUAAAGUUAAUUAUUAAUUGAUUGAUCAAGAUGUAGCUAUAUUUUCUUUUUCGUUUUUAUUUGCAGAAAAAAAAAUGGGAUUUAUUGAAAAUAAUAAAUUCAAAAACAAA